AAAUUUAGCCCCUACUUUGGCACUUCCAUUGCAUUUGCAUAGCAUUGCAUUGUCGCACAGCCAAUUUGGCAAAUUAUAGGCUAAGGGCGACGCCUUCGAUUGCCAGAGGACAAUUGGCCAAACGCCUUGCGAGCGAGUGAGCCAAUAAAAGACAUUUGCCGAGCACUCGGGGGCCACAGUGUCGAGUGGUGCUCCGGGCCGGAAGUAGUGCAAAGUGGUGCGGUAAUGGCUGAGGAUAUUGCUUUGGUGGCCAUCAAUGUGGGCAUUUGGCGGCGUCUGGCGGUGCUCUAUCCCAGUCCGGCGACCCGCUGGCGGAAGUACGCGUUUGUGUUGCCCGUUUGCCUGAUGAAUCUGAUGCAGUUCAUCUUCUUGCUGCGCAUGUGGGGCGAUCUGCCUGCCUUCAUACUGAAUCUGUUCUUCUUUUCGGCCAUACUCAAUGCCCUGAUGCGCACGCUGUUCGUCAUGUGGAAGCGCCUGGCGUUCGAGAAGUUUCUGGAGCAAGUGACGCAUCUCUAUCGGGAGAUCGAGGCAUCCAGCGAUGAGUUCUGUCGCAAUCUGUUGGCCAUGGCCGUGGCCGAGUCGCGUCGCCUGGCCAUAUUCAAUUUGACGGCCUCGUUUCUCGACAUUUUGGGCGCACUAAUCUUUGCUUUGUUCCUGGAGCAACGCACCCAUCCGUUUGGCGUGGCCCUACCGGGCAUGGACAUGCAGCGCACACCCGCCUACCAGAUAUUCUAUGUGCUGCAGUUGCCCACUCCCGUGGUGCUCUCCAUGAUGUACAUGCCCUUUGUCAGUCUCUUUGCGGCCUUUGCGCUCUUCGGCCGGGCCUUGCUACAGAUAUUGGCCCACAAGUUGUCACGCAUCGGCCAGCUGCAGGCGGAGGAGCAGCGCUAUCAAAUGCUGAUUGCUUGCAUUCAACUGCAUAUUACCAUUGCCAGCUAUGUGCGCAAUUUGACAGCACUGAUCGCCUAUAUCAUAGGCGCCGAGGCUCUGAUCUUUGGAGGUAUUAUAUGCUCGCUACUGUUCUGCUUAAAUAUAAUCACCUCACAAACGCAGAUGAUCUCAAUAAUCAUGUAUAUCUUGACCAUGCUCUAUGUGCUCUACACCUAUUACAAUCGUGCCAACGACUUGAUGAUUGAGAGCGUGCGCGUCUCUCAGGCUGUUUACAAUGUGCCGUGGCUGGAGUGUGGCAUGGGUUUUCGGAGAACUCUUCUGAUCUUUUUGAUGCAAACGCAAAGGCCUCUGGUGAUAAAGGCGGGCCACGUUUACCCCAUGACUUUGGCCAUGUUUCAGAGUCUGCUGAAUGCAUCCUAUUCGUAUUUUACCAUGUUGCGUGGCGUGACCAACAAAUGAGCUGGAAGCCAAAAACUUUUCGGGCCAUAAGCCAGGCAACAGGAGCAGCAGGAGGUGAAGGAGGACGGGGGCGUGGCAAUCUGAGUAAUGCAAAAAGUUGUUGUAGCUCGUUGUAGUCCGGGCAUUUGCAUAUGCUAUUCGUUUGCGUAGUUAUUCUGAAAGGAUUUAAUCUGGCUGUUUGUACUCCGGACUACGGUCUGUAGUGUUGGCAUGUAGAUAGAGUCGUAGUCAUAGCAUUUGUUGUUGUUGUAGUUGUAGUUGUUGUAGCUAGUGCCAGGCAUCUGUGCAAAUAGUUUGUUGCGUUGCCUGGGUGGGGAGGGCGACGUAUUUCUGUUUGCUUUAAGUCUUUUCUAUGCUUAGCAAUGCUUCACUUAGUUGUUUUAAGCGCCGUUCACGGAAUAUCUACUUUCGUUUUGAUGCCAGUGAGCUGGGCUAUAAAGGUUCUAUUUAAUUGCAAAGCGAUAUCAAAAUAAAUAGCUUAAAGCCAAGUUGAGAACUAAUAAAUUCCUGUGCGGC
Drosophila navojoa is the source of this 1866-nucleotide messenger RNA. RefSeq names its product Odorant receptor 43a (gene Or43a). Gene Ontology annotation, molecular function: odorant binding; olfactory receptor activity. Gene Ontology annotation, cellular component: plasma membrane. The record is from RefSeq and is a predicted model, not a curated record. Lineage: Eukaryota; Metazoa; Arthropoda; Insecta; Diptera; Drosophilidae. Gene Ontology annotation, biological process: detection of chemical stimulus involved in sensory perception of smell; sensory perception of smell.